This is a messenger RNA of Haemonchus placei, 1311 nucleotides long. Lineage: Eukaryota; Metazoa; Nematoda; Chromadorea; Rhabditida; Trichostrongylidae. The record is from the annotation of a GenBank genome assembly.
AUGGCUCUUCUCGGUCUCGUCGCAUAUCAAUCGUUAAUCGCUCGCCUAGGCACAAUGCUUCCCAGAUUCAUACCUCCUUGUUUCAGAGUUGACAUUAUGUCGACUUCUAGCAAAUCGACUGAAAUGUGUGAACCAGCUCCGACAGACCCGACGGCCACUUCGUCUCCUGCAGUGGGCAAUGCCAUCGCCGCAGGAUCCAUCGAGCUCCGCUGGAGCGUCUUCAUCGCAUCAGUCCGGCGCCCCAGCAACGCUUAGCAGCGGUAGCAGUCGCGAUACACAAAAUCUCGUCAGGUACGCUCCAGGGCUCUUUGGCCUCUCUUAGCCCUUCGCACACUCCUCCUUUUGUUACAGUACCAUCUGCGGAAGUGCAAAACCUAUCACUCAACCCAUCUACAUCCGGAUCGACCGUACAUCAACCAGCGGCACCAGUCGCUUCGUUGCCAGCGCGUCGGCCAGGUGAGUCCAGUCACGAUGCCUUUUCCAAAUACCGUGAGCGAUCUUCUUUUCGGAAAUCCCCUUCUCCAGAUAACGCUCCAUCGGCCUCGUCGCUCGCGUGGCAGCAAGUGUCCUCGGCCUCCAGUCUCAUCCAGCGUAUUCGCCAAAAUUCCAGUCAACACCUGACAACUAUCACAAUGCCUUUUCUCAUCUGCAUCCUUGGGGAGUCCACGUUCAGCCACACCCUGAUCUGCCUCCACUUUCCGAAGAGACGGUCACGGGCCUCCUGCUACUUCACGUUUAUCGACAUAUACCCCCGAAUGGCUACUUCGGCGGAUCCUUUUGCGCUCGUUGUUUCCUCGACGCUUCGUUGGUUCUCCUUCUACCACAAAUCCACUACCCAUUGUGGAGAUCCCACGUCCGCCCGACAUCAUCGCCUUCCGCCAAAGGGCACAGCAGCUAGUCGACGACUUGAUCGAGCAUCGCUACGUCGACGACUCUUCUACAAUCGCUCGUCUACCGACGACGCCUCCGGGCACACCGCCCACUCGUCUCUUACCGCCAGUCAUCGGAGAUGGAGUGCGCCCGGUACUCUACCAGGUGGUCAAUCGAAACUAUGGUUCCGGCGUCAUCCUAGGACUUCUUUAUUCCGGGUCCGGAUCAUCGUGACCUCCAUUGUCUGCCUUGGACUCAGGAUUCGGUCAAUUUCCUGUCGCAGACCCGCAGUUUCGACAGAACCCAGGUUUCGGUCAAGGACUUUGUGUGGGUCCUGUCUCUGCGUCCGACGGCACAGGCCCUGCAGCACAACGACCCCACACAAGUUCUCCGUCGAGCACGAAUCGGCCAUCGGCCAUGGAUGUAUUUAACCCUUUCUAG